Molecule: messenger RNA, 1977 nt
Organism: Cuscuta europaea
Lineage: Eukaryota; Viridiplantae; Streptophyta; Magnoliopsida; Solanales; Convolvulaceae
Source: the annotation of a GenBank genome assembly
GUUUUGUCCGGUCGACUCGACCGAGUCUGGUCAGUUUUUUUAAACAUAGGUUUUCAAGCGAUAAUUACGAGGGUUAUGCUCAACCCCGGUGAACAAAAUGGUACCGUACCGGGCUCGACGCCGUCUACCAGGCUUCAUCUGCCACAAAGAAGUAAAAGAGAAGAUGAAGAUUAAUAGGGCAAGCGGUGGUGAGUGCCGAUGAAGCCGAUAUCCUCCGCUGCGCAGUCGGCGUAAGGUCGUUGAAUUGCUUCAUACAUAGUGUUGAGUUUGCGGUUCCUGUCUAAUAUAAUACAACUAUGAGCGGCGAAAUAGCACCCGAAUUUAUGGAAGAUGAAUCUGACACUGACAGUGGAGAAGAAAUGAACGAAGAUGAGGAAUUUUUUUUUGAACAGGAAGAGAUGGAAGUGGCUGGAAGAGGAGAAGACGAGGACGACACAAGUGACGACACAAGUGAUGAAGACACAAGUGAUGAUGAAGAAUUUAGGGAGGAAAGGAAUGGAGAAACAAAUGAACAGAAGGUGUCGGUUGAUCGGAUCAGUGGUUUGCCUGAUGGCCUGCUUGCUAGCAUCCUCUCACAUUUGGAUACAAAGGAAUCUAUGGUUACUAGUGUGCUGUCCAAAAGAUGGAGAUAUCUCUGGAUGUUGGUGACAAAGCUCAAAUUCAGCGAAGAAAGUUUGGAGAUUGAGAAAAUUCGCAAAUUUGUAGCAGGGAUCAAUAGGAUCCUUGUUGUUUUUAACGCUCAAUAUGUGGUGAACUUUGAAGUCGAACUCACCUACUAUGAAUGUUUUGCUGCAGAUCUUUUUGUUUGGGUUGUUUAUGCUCUCAAAUCUGAUGUGUUCAAAUUUAGUUUGCUGCUAAACCCCUCACCUUCCAAAGAUUUAUACAAGCUGCCAAAUUUGAUCUUUGAUUAUCCACAUCUGAAAGACUUGUGGUUGAGAAGAUGCAUCCUGGCUCCUCUAACAGUAGUUGAUUGGCCUUCAUUGCGUAGAUUGUACCUUGAGGACAUAGAGUUGCCACAGGACGUACUCGACAAGAUUAUAGCAGGUUGUCCUCUUUUGUACAAGUGUCUUCUAAGCUCAUGUUGGGGAUUCAGUCGUUUUGAGGCCAACAUUCAAAAGUUCACCUUGCUUGGGAUAGGAGACUCUGAAGAUGGAAAUAAGGAUCCCCUGCUCGAAAUUUCAGCACCCCUAGCACAAACUUUAGUUCUUACCCCGUAUCUCCAAGGAAGAAAAUGGCGGAUCACAAACAUCUCUUCCGCAGUUAAAGCUACUAUUGACCUUGUUGGAUCUGAUUGGGAUCCAAGCUGUGAUGAAAUAAUGAGUAAUACCAAAGAUUUUUUAGACAACCUUCAGCAUGUUAACAAGCUCAACCUGGGACGUGAUAUCAUGCAGGUUAUAUCAAUGAUAGCACUGAAUAGCUGGGAACUUUCACAUUCUACCCGACGGUGUUUGGAAGUAAACGUCUCAUGCAAUGAUCUGGACAUUGAUGGUAUCAUAUGCCUGCUUGAAUCUUCUCCAAACCUUGAGACAUUGGUCAUAGAUGGCUAUAGACCCAAAAAGAAUAGCCCCUGUUUCGAUCCAGAAUUGGUGAUAACAUAUGAUUUACGCAGUGAGUUAUUGAAUCUAAAGUCAAUUGAAAUCACAAUAUGGCCUGAUCCAAAUUUCCAAGGUGAACCAAUGAUGAAAUUGGUGCAACUUUUGCUCAAGGGGUGUUCCGUCUUGGAAAAGAUGGUUGUUAAUGUUGUGGGUACAGAUGACAUUGUUAGUGUAAUACAAAAUCUGCUUGCUUACCCGAGAUCCUCACCAAAUGCAGUAAUCUAUGUUCCUUAAUGACAAUCCCUGCAACAUUGAAGGUGUGUUGCUGUGUGAAAUUUGUAAUAGCAAUUCAAUGUUUUCGUUUUUUGGUGGAGAUAAUUUCAACCGUGUAAACUAUCAUACAACUAUGGAAUUGGAAUUGAAAUAAAGGAUCAAACCGGAC